GCUAUGAGACAGUGACUAAAAGCAGGAUUCCAUUCAGGAAUGUUCUAUGGAAUUACUGUCCUCCCACCCACCUGCAAAAGUAUUGGGAUCCUGAUUCUGCAGAGGCUACUGCAGCUUUUCACGUUCCGUUUGACUGGUGCAGCUGGCCCGUGCAGGUGGCGCGCGAACAGGGACCUGAAUAUGAGGGACAACGUGAGGAACCCCACCAGAAAGGCUGCAGUGACAACAGAAUAAUGAGAGGAAGUCGUGUCAACGCAAGAUGCGUGGCCUUGAUCGUGUAGAUCUGAUCUGGGGAGAAUCCGUGAAUUCUUCACAUCUUCGCUGCAUUCCGGCUCCUCCGACCGCGUCCCUCACCUUGUAAAACUGGCAGGCUCUGGACAUUUUGCUUGCUGAAGAAAAUCACUGUUUCGCCUCCAGCAAGGAACGUAAAUGUUGCAACCCUGACUCCUCCUCUAAUGAAGAAAGAGUGGACAAGUGCACCGAGUUGAGCUGCUGCUCGCAGAAGCCACCGGGCUGCCCACGGAAGCUGAAAGCCCCAGACAGCACUGCUCCUGGGCUGGGCUUCCCGCCCUGGCCUUUCUGUCGUACUAGCUCUUCUCCCCCUCCUUUCUGGAUUUUACCGGCUGUUCGCGAAACAGCUUUCCACACAAUGGAUCUCCACGUCCCAGCGCAGCAAGUGCUCACGGCCUGAUACGGCAGAUCUUGCUCGCCAGCAAAAAAUGAAAUGUCAUCUUUGAAGAACCCCAUCAAAGAAGGGAAGUAAAUCCGCACAGCUGAGCAGAGUUGAAGGCAGAACUGAGCUCUGAGCUCUGGCCCCUGUGGGUAUAAUAUUCAUCUGCUCUGUCCCAAGGACCACACAAAGGAUCUGUGCAGACUUCAGUCUACAGAACUCUACUCCUAUUCAUGGAGGAAAACACAAAGUAUGCUUUGCACAUGAACCCUGAAGUGAAUCUCUGAUACAUUCCCUGGAGCAAGAAAAGGGAGUCAACAUGAAGGAAAAUGUGGCAUCCAUGAUUGUCUUCCUCCUGCUACUUUUUCUCAACAUUCGUCUUCUGAAGGGGCAGUCACCUCCUGGAAAACCUUUCAUCUUCAAAUGCCGCUCUCCUGAGAAGGAAACAUUCACCUGCUGGUGGAGGCCUGGAGCAGACGGAGGACUUCCUACCAAUUACACACUGACUUACCACAAGGAAGGAGAAACAAUCACUCAUGAGUGUCCAGACUACAAGACCGGUGGUCCCAACUCCUGUUACUUUAGCAAGAAGCACACCUCCAUAUGGACGAUAUACAUCAUCACAGUGAAUGCCACCAACCAGAUGGGAAGCAGUGUUUCGGAUCCACGUUAUGUGGAUGUGACUUACAUAGUUGAACCAGACCCUCCUGUGAACCUGACUUUGGAAGUAAAACAUCCAGAGGACAGAAAACCCUACUUGUGGGUAAAGUGGCUUCCACCUACCUUGGUUGAUGUGAGAUCUGGUUGGCUCACACUACAGUAUGAAAUUCGAUUAAAACCUGAGAAAGCAGCUGAGUGGGAGACUCAUUUUGCUGGGCAGCAGACACAGUUUAAGAUUCUCAGCUUAUAUCCAGGACAGAAAUACCUUGUCCAGGUUCGUUGCAAGCCAGAUCACGGGUUCUGGAGUGUGUGGAGCCCUGAGAGCUCCAUUCAGAUACCUAAUGACUUUACCAUGAAAGAUAUAACCGUGUGGAUCUUUGUGGCUGUUCUUUCUACCAUCAUCUGUUUGAUUAUGGUCUGGGCAGUGGCUUUGAAGGGCUAUAGCAUGGUGACCUGCAUCUUUCCACCAGUUCCUGGGCCAAAAAUAAAAGGAUUUGAUACUCAUCUGCUGGAGAAGGGCAAGUCUGAGGAACUCCUGAGUGCCUUCGGAUGUCAAGACUUCCCUCCCACUGCUGAUUGUGAGGACUUGCUGGUAGAGUUUCUAGAAGUGGACGACAGUGAGGACCAGCAGCUGAUGCCAGCCCACUCAAAAGAACACUCCGGUCCAGGCAUGAAACCCACAGACCUUGAUCCUGACAAUGACUCUGGCCGGGGAAGCUGUGACAGCCCUUCCCUUUUGUCUGAAAAGUGUGAGGAGCCCCAGGCUAAUCCGUCCACGUUCCAUACCCCUGAGGUUAUUGAGCAGCCAGAGAAGCCCAAAGCAAAUGUCACCCACACUUGGGACCCCCAGACUAUAAGCCUGGUAGGCAAAAUGCCCUACCUGAGUGUCAAUGGGUCCAAAUCUUCAACAUGGCCUUUACUGCAGCCCGGUCAGCACAACACAAAUUCUCCUUACCACAACAUUGCUGACAUGUGUAAGCUGGCCACUUCACUGGACAAAAUAGACAAAGAUGCUUUACAAUCCUCCAAAACCACUGAGGCUGCAGGGGAGGAAAAGGCAACCAAGCAGAGAGAAGUGGAGAGCUCUCAUUCCAAGGCUGAGCAAGACACAGGAUGGUUGCUGCCCAAAGAGAAACCCCCCUUUAUCUCUCCAAAGCCGCUGGAUUAUGUGGAGAUUCACAAGGUCAAUAAAGAUGGAGCACUAUCAUUGCUACUGAAACAGAAAGAGAAUGGUGACCAGACUGGGAAGGCUGGGACCCCUGAAACCAGCAAGGAGUACGCUAAAGUGUCCAGGGUUAUGGAUAACAACAUCCUGGUGUUAGUGCAAGAUCCAGGAGCUCAAAACGUGGCUUUGUUUGAAGAGUCAACCAAGGAGGCUCCGCCAUCACCUUCUCAGAACCAAGCUGAGAAAGACCUGUCCAGCUUCUCCACGGCCCCAAGCGACUGCAGACUCCAGCAGGGGGGGCUGGAUUACCUGGAUCCUGCAUGUUUCAUGCACUCCCUUCAUUGAUAGCUUGACUCAUGGGAUGAUUGGUUCAAAUGUGAUUUCCUUUCAGGUAACACUACAGAGUCCAAGAAAUAUGGUCUACUAGUGUGUGCUCGAGAAUGUGUUUAGAAUGACGCUUACUCAAGCUCACGGUUUGCUCCUUUUCAUGCUCAAUUUUCAACCAUUUGCCUUUUUCUUCAAUAGCUGAUUCCAGAACAAAUCAUUUCGUUUCCUAACUGUGAUUUGUAGAUUUCCUCUUUGCUAUUCAUUAUACAAUUAUAUGCUUGAUGAAAUAAAAGCACAUUGCUUCAUAUUCUUGAGGGACAGUACCGAUAGGUAUCUCCUCUGAAAAAGGCUUUCGUGGUUUCGUUUGUGCCAAAAAGAAAUGAUAUGGUCAAAAUGCUUACCACAGGGAGAUGACAGCUAUGUGGAAAAUGCCAUGAAAACCACUUUUGAAAGCCAAUUGCUUAAUCUUUAUACUACACUAUCAUUUUUAUUACAAUUACCCAAAUGUAACACAUUUAAGGAAAGAAUGCAUCCCAGAACACUUGACAGAUCAUUUACAUAAGUUCUGGCACCUUACUGACACAUUGCCCGUACGCAAGUAAAAGGAGGCCUCCAAUUUUUCCUUAAGAUACUUUUAAUAUGUUCAGGAUACAUUUCUCUCCCCUCCCUAAAUUUUAUUUCAUUCCAAAGCCUCUGGAGAAUAUAGUUCAGGAAAGUGAAAUUUUCUUACACAAGAGGCAAAUGAAUUUCAUGUGACAAAUUCUUUUAAAAUGUUUUCCUGCCUCAUUUCAGCAGGAUAGAUAAUUUAUUAUAUACCCUAAUCUUUUCUUGGAGGAAAAAACAUCCCAAAAGACUAACUUUAAUUUAAAAGAUAAUCAUAGCAGGAUGCUAAUAGAAAUACUGCCUUAUUGUACAUAAAAAUUCUACUUUAUUACGAACCCCCAAGUGUAACAAUGUAUUUUUGAAGACUAUUUUUCUAUCACUUAGGUAAAAUAAAAAAGACUAUUUUCUAUCUUCCCAGUACAUCUGUUUACGUAUUCAGUGGGCAUAGUGUUUUCUGCUACGAGGUUGUAGUAUUUACAGCACAUAGUUGUAUAUGCAGUUUCUGUUUGUGGAGUAAAAUGCCACACCAUCCCUAAAGCCAUGGGAAAUAUGAAGUGGGUGACAAAAUUCAGUUUCCAACACAUCAUUGUGUAGAUAAUCUGAUUCUGUUUACCUUCAGGAUACUUCACACAACAACCAGGAUCCCAUUCCAGGAGUUACUCCUCCCUGUCACCCCAUGAGGAAAGGGCUGGUCUGGGGUCUCAGAUCUUCUGUGGGGUGAAUCUUCAUGACAUUACCAUGAAAAAUAAGAGGGGUGACUUUUAACACUGUUUCAGAGAAAGAAGUUUGCUUUUGUUUUAUUUCUCUGAUAAAUUUUGGAAAGCAAAAAAUAUUUUAAACAAAGCCAGCAGUUAGUAUCUCUCUGGGGUAGAUCAGUUUGCAAAAUCUUGGCUGAGGUAGAAAUGUGCUCACAUGAGAAGAGUCCAAGUAAAAGUUCUAGGAAACCAGACAUCUGUAGAGCGAUAAGAACAGCUCCAAAGGUCAGGGUAUAAUAGUCAGACUCUCCAGGUCAGUUCCAAGGGCAGGCCUCUUGAGAGGGGUCCAAAGCUUGGAUCUUCAUUUAAAGGGAGCAAUUUAUCUACUGUACAAACUGCCUCCUUCUGUUUUUCAUUUUGCCUAUUGGCAAACCCACUGUCCAUAUCCAUUCACUAACGGGGCAUAAAGAACUUGACUCACCUCUGUGAGUAAAAUAUUCCACCUCAAAAAGCUCAUAGUGACAGGAAAUUGCCAAGUUCAUUCAGUCUCCCAGAUCCUCCAUUCUCAUGUGUCAGGACAAGCUGCAUUGCCAUGACCUGGGCAUUGUUUGUAAAUUCUGUUUGCGGAAUCUCAGGCCCCAACCAGAUCUUCAGAAUCAGAAUCUGCAUUUUACUGAAAUCUCCAGAUGAUUCAAGUGCACAUUGAAGUUGGAGAAGCACUACUUUAAUGACCAUUUCCACUAAAGGUUACUUUAGUACAUAGAAACAAUCCUGGCUUGGAAAAUUUAGCCAAAUCAGUUUGACUUGCAGUGAACAACACUGUACAUGAGGAGAAGGGAACAACAGCAAAACCUAGGAGGGAUUUAAGAGUCACAUCACAGAGAAUCCUAUGUGAGUUCUAGAUAAGAGAAUGGCCCAUAAAAUACACACAACUUCCUCGAGGGCCAGGGAAUACAGCCCACCUUCAGGAACACUGAGCAAAAAGACAGUGAUGUUCAAAGCCAACAUACACCUAAUCUUUCUUAGCAUAGUCCAUCCUUCAUUGAUCAAUUGAUUGAUUGAUAGGUAGAUAUCACCUUCAAAAACUUAUAAACAAUCCACUUCUGACAAACAAUUUUGCAGACAUGAAAAUAUGCUAUGCCUGGCUGGCGCCACGGCUCAAUAGACUAAUCCUCCGCCUUGUGGCGCCAGCACACCAGGUUCUAGUCCCAGUCAGGGCGCUGGAUUCUGUCCCGGUUGCCCCUCUUCCAGGACAGCUCUCUGCUGUGGCCAGGGAGUGCAGUGGAGGAUGGCCCAAGUGCUUGGGCCCUGCACCCCAUGGGAGACCAGGAGAAGCACCUGGCUCCUGCUUUCGGAUCAGUGCGGUGCGCCGGCAGCAGCGCGCCAUUCAUGGCGGCCAUUGGAGGGUGAACCAACGGCAAAGGAAAACCUUUCCCUCUGUCUCUCUCUCUCACUGUCCACUCUGCCUGUCAAAAAAAGAAAAGAAAAAGAAAAUAUGCUAUGCCUAAAAUCUUGAGCUAAAUUCUUAAAACACCAAUUUGUUACUCACUAAGAAAAACCAAGACUAUAAUUCCACGGUCAGUUAAAACUCUUUAUUUGAACUAGGUUUUUUUUUUUUUUUUUUUAAUGGUCCUACAUAUUUUCCACUAAAGAGACAGUUGCUUGAAUGAAAGAAUGUAUGCUAGAGAUCAAGAAAUCUGGGUUCUAGUUCUAGCUGUUUUUCCUUGGAUCCAUUCUCUUCUCUGAGUCUCAGCUUCCUCUGAAGAUGCUGGACAAAAUAAUCUCUAAGUUCAUUUUAAAUUCUGACUCCUUGUUUCCAUGACUCACUGAAUAUUUUCCUACAGAAAUAAUUAAAACCAAUGCCUUGUGUCUUAAUUCUGGUAUCAAAUAAUUGCUCUUCCUCAUGCAAAUGGGAAGCAAUCUUCAGUAAUGUGCUUGCCUCACUUCACUUUUUAAAUCCUCAGUUCUAAUUGGUCUUAAUAUAUUGCCCAUAGCUUUUAUCAGUUGUCUAGGUGCAAAAACUUAUUCUAAGAUGAUGUGCAUGUUCAUUCAUAGAGAAAAGAGGCAUACUGAACGAAACACUAAUCCUUAGAAAAAAAUGAUCUUUUGCUGAAUUAAGCCAUAUUCAUUCCUUUCUGAGUCUAACUGCUCCAAAUGUCUCCUCUUCUAUCUGGAUGUUGAUUUUUCCCCCCUCAUCACACAUUAUGAACAAAUAUUGUACAUUUGGCUUAUAGAGGUUGUUCUCUGAAUUUAAAAAGCAAAUUGUAUUUUUAUUUAAUAAAAAUACCGAAAUAGCCAAGUUACAUAGCACAUGUGAACUGGAUAAUAAUCGAGGUGUGAUUUAUGGAGGUUUAUGACUCAAACAACAAAGUGUUCUCUGAUCAGUUUUAACAAAGCACUUAAUAGGCAGACAGGUUAUUAUCAGCUAUGCCACUGACACUUAGUAGACUUUGCAUUCUUUGAAGUGCCUAAGACCAAUCCUGGUAGUUAAUUAUGUACUAAAGACUCUAGUUUUUAACUGCUUUCUUCUGAAAGGGUUGACCCCUUGCUGCCUACACAAGAUCAAAGUAGUUUGACUCUUGGUCCUAUGGUGACCCAACUGAACUGAAGAAUCCUGUGUGUUAAUGAGCAACUAGAGGGCCCUGAGUUCUGGUGAGCAGUUCAGUUUUGGGAAAAAAAAAAUCCAGUUCUUUCUUUCUUGAACUGCCCAUCCCCUCCUCCAACCCUCUGCUGUCCAUCACUUGCGGAAAAACUUGGUCCUACUUUAGCAACUUCCCUGUCUCCUUAGUGAAGAAACAGAUUUGUACACAUAUUACAAAGUGCCUUCCUUUGAUUUUUAAAAAAAAAAUUUCAAUGUUUUGUAAAAAAAAAAGUAUAUUUAUUAGAAUAGAAUUUCCCUUUUAUGUAACUGAAAGGAGAACCAAGGAGAGGUGGGGGCCAGAAAGAAAAUGACAGAAUAGUCCAAGGACCAGCUAGCUGGGGUUGUUCAUUGGGUUUUUAUAUAUUGUUUAAUUGUAAUACCACCAAGUUGAUGGGAAUAUAGUGUAAUUUACUUCUCCUCAUAAGAAAUUUGGUCUGGCUAUGAUUUGGGCAUAAACCUGCCACCUUAUAAUUCUACAGUCUUCACUUUGAAAUCUAGCGAUACCCUUUUGAAUGCCAAUGAACUGCCAGGGCUUGAAAAGCACAAUGCACACACAUUGGAACUUUGCACAGAGACUGGAAAAUAUUAAUGACUUCUAAUUACCUUUUCAACUGUUGUCAACAUAGAUUUUUCAUUGAUGAAAGCCUCACAUGUACUUCACUGAACAAAUUUACUUUUCUGAUUCAAGCAUGAUAGUGUCAUCAAUAAAAUAUCAUGUGCAGGUCUAAAUCAAAUCUCUACCACUAAACAGGCUAUUGUUAACUUGAAUGAGUCCUUAAAACUCUGACAACAAGUUUCCUCACCUGUUAAAAAAGUGAGUUGACCAAAAAUGUUCCUAAGGCCUCUUCCAGUUCUGUCUUUAAUUAUCGUGAUCAUAAAUAAAAUCCAGGCUUUCAGGUCAAGGCCCAUAUACAGUGCAAGCAAGUGUUGCUUACAUAGCCUUGACCUAAGCAGUGAACUCAUGAAACAGCAUGUCUGUAACAAUAUUUGUGAGAAAAACAAAGACAUGUCCCUCCAAGUCAAACUGAUUUAACUCUUCUUGCCUAGCCUUAGAUGCUCAGAAGCUUUUACUUCUUCUCUUCAGGGUCUAUUAUUUUUCCUAACGUUCAGUAGCAAAUAGAGCAUCUGCAAGAAAUGAAAUUAUUCAAAAACAAUGAUUUUGACCCUGCAAAGAAUGAAUAAAAUGUUAAACCAGCAGCACAUACAUCCAAGCCCAAGUUGAGGGUCCCAAAUACACCCCAUUUAGAGAUUUGCAUCUUGGAGAUUAGAGCCUUCUUUCAUUAAGUAUUAAACUAAUUCUAAGGUUGUUGAUAAAUCCAAGCUAUGCUAAUGAGUAGAUACUGGAGAUCUUAAGAGAAACUUCAAAAAUGCAGAAUGAUUACCACAAAGCUCGUGAUUUAAUCAGAAAUCUCUUUACAAUUACAACCUGGACUUAUUCCAUGAUUAGCAGAGUUGGGCUUAUCCCAUGAUUUGCAGUAUAUAUCAUCUGAAAAUCAAAUGUUUCUCUCCUCAGGCUUUCACUUUUCAGGAUGGUGAUUUUUGUUCUGGGUCCCUCACAGUAUCAAUAUUUAUGAAAGGAGAAAAAUAGAAAAUAGAAUGUUUUCAGGGGUUUUGACCAACUCAAGAUCACACAAAACAACAAGUAGCACACUAAGCACAUAUUUUGCUAGACAUGGCAAAAUCUACAAUCUAUUCGGUGUUCUGAGUUUAUGGUGAGAAGCUGUAUACAUCAUUCAUAGCACUCUAUGCCAACUUCCAUCUUGUGCAUAAUCAGUUCUGUGAUUUAUGCUCUACUUUCAAUUUGGAAAGCACUGAGGCUCCUAAUGCAGACAAACAUAUUCUGCUUAAUUGGUUGUUGUCAGUGAACAGGACUCUCAGAUAGUCUAUUAAUUAACAUUUUACCUGCUGCUGAUUGAAAUCAUAAAACUAAUACCUUUGACAAGUGAAGUAGCCAUUUAAAAAAUAACUUUUAAUAGUUCUAGCCAAAUUAAGCUUCAAUUGGAUAAACCUCAAAAUGAAGUCUUAAUUUUUGUGUGCACAUUUUUAAAUCCUGGGGCAGGGGGAGGAUUUCAAUUUCAUCAUGUUAUCUAAAAUCAAAAAAGUGUAUGGAAAAGAUACUUCUGAAAAAUAAUUUGUAUUAUAAAAUUCCUGAAAACAAUGUUUUUGAAUUUUGAAAGUAACUACCUCCCCUUAUGUCCUAACAUCCUUCCUUCAAAGCUGCUCAUAGUUUAGAAACAAAAAAGACUCAAGCUUUAACUUUUUUUGGCAGCAUAUCUGAUGUAUUCGCCAUGUGAUAUUCCUGACUUCAAAGUAACCAUUAUAUUAUUUUAUAUUAUAGUGGCUUUAUGCGGUUCAAAAACAACACAUACCACAUUGAAAUAUAUAAUCCUCAUGUUGAGAAGCUCACCAUGUAAUACCAAUGAAAACUAUUAUUUAAUUACUUAGAAUCUAUCCACAUAUAGUCUCUAUAUGAUUGUGUCUAUGUCUGUAAAACGAAAUUGAAGAAGUAUGUUAUCAUGUGUUUCUGUGAAAAUGGUGAAUGUACAAGUUUCUUUUCUUAGUCUUUGUCCAGAUGUAGUGUUAUAUUCCCGUGUACAGCUGAUCUGGGGUGUCAGAUGUUUAAUAAUCUCCAGCAAUUGUCUAAGCCAACCCCCUCAGCUUUGCUCCAAGUGGUCAGAAAUGCUUCAGAGUAUUAUUUGCAUCAUGAGGCUUGUUUUUGUGCUUCACCAUUCAUUUUGAACAAUGUAAAAUCUCAUGUGGAAACCAAAGUAAUCUAGAACCAGCCUCCUGAGUGAUUGUGUCUUCUGUAAAGCCAUAUUGCAGUGAAGAUGGUGUAGCAGCAUCAGCUUCCAUGUUUUCACAGCUACCACUACCUCUGCUUUUCCUCUGUUUCUAGCAAAUGCCAAGCAAAAUUCUUCUACACUAAGUAGGAAAUUAGAAGUGCUUGUCAGAAGAAGUCACUGGGGCUGUUAUUUGUUAGAAGUUCUAACUCACCACUUAGAAGGUUUGUGCUAGGUUUUCUGAGUAGCCAUUUUUAUAUAUUUACAUUUUAUAACACCUAGCUGACAAAUAAAUUUAGAAAGGACUUACAGGAAGUCAUCAGGUGAAAAACCAACACCACCAGUGAAUAUAGAUGUAUUCUUAAUGAUAAGUCACAUCAAGAUGGUUGUCCAAAGCCAUGAUAAUAAAUAUCAUUAUUGAAAAUACCCAGAUCAGUGCCUGCACAAGCAGAAUUUAUUUGUCUUGCCUACCUUUGCUCUGUUUGUUUUUUAAUGGAGAUGAACAGAAUAACAAGAGUAUGACUGAAGCAAUUUCCUUGCAUACUUUUUGCCACUAAAAUGUUUACAAUUUGAUUCUUCUAAUACUCCUAGAAAUAAAUCUCUUCCUAAUGUGAUUAUUUUUUAGCUGUCAAAUAUACUAGGCUAUGGGAAAAGUCAGCUAGGAAUAAUCUGGUUUUGAUUUUAAAAAUUCAUUUCUAUAUGUAGUUAUUAUAAUGCCCAUUUUUUUCCUUGCUAGCCUUACGGAAUGAUCUGAUUUGUUACAGUGCAUUUUCAUUCUGUAAAUCUUUGGUUACUGCACUUUGUGCUUUCAAUUUGCCAUGGGUUGAUUCAUUUGUCUCCUUCCAUUUUGAGGGAACAACAUGAAUAGGUAAAAUAGUAUGGGAGACAAUGUUCACUGCUAUUAUUAUAACAUCUUCAUUCUUACUGCAUGCCAAAGAUAAUGCUUGCCAAACAAAAUCUUAGGCAUCCCAAUAUAAUACGGCUAUUAUAAUUCUGUUCAUGUCAUUAUUGAAAAUACCCAGCUCAGCACUUGGCUCAAUAAAUGUUUAUUUCCCUUGCCUACCCUUCCUUCAUAUUUUUAUUUUGUUUGAAAUGUAAAUGAGCAGAAUAAUGUGUGUGGCUGAAGCAAUUUUCUUGAAGGUUUUUUUGCUUCUAAAAAAUUGAUAAUCAGGAAAUUCUUUAUAUAAGUUGGGUCAAAAUGGUUUUCCCCUUUAUCCUCACCCUUCUGUAUGAUCACAAGACAAAAUAUCUUUCCUUUACCUCAUGCCUUUCAUCUAAGAGGCUGCUAAAUAUAAAGUGAGAUGGAAAUAGGAGCAUGGGGAGCAAAUAAGAGAGGCUCACUUAAAUGUUGUGAAAUACAAGAAGGACCAACCCAGUUUUUAGAAGUGGAAUCUCUGAACAGUAUGAUUCAUCCAUAUUAUUAACAACAUCUUUUCUGACAAAAUCCAUCAGAGGAACUGGGAAUGAAUAACCUUUUCCUUUUAUUAUAUAGAGAUCUAGAAACCAUUCUUGUGCUGAGCAAUGAGAAUUAUCUAAUUAUAUUAUCUAAUGCCAUGUCCUACAGAAGAAUGAGAAAUUUCUUUUUCAAAUGAGUCUCAUGCUUUAAAAUUUGGCUUCAAAGAAACCCAGACCCUCCCAUGCUUCUAUUGGAGCCAUCCACCCUUAAUUCUUGGGCCUACUUGUAUUUUUAAGCUGCAAAAUUUGGAGUGUCAGUCACCACAGGAUGGAUACAAUUCAUGACAAGCUGGAGAAAUCAUAUGUAGCUGAUUUGCCAAAAGUAUUGCAUGUGAUUUCCUGAAAGAAAACAGAAAUUACAUAUUGCCACCCCUUGCCAGAAUCCUAUCUGAAACUUUAACUCAGACUCCCUACAAUCUGCUAAUCAACUUUAUGUAUUCUCAAUGCCCUCUACUUUUUAGGGACUAUGAAACAGAACUUCCAUAUAAUAGAAUCCUUGAAAUCUUUGGGUGAGAGAGGAGGGUGGGAGUAGGAAGGAGUAUAAACAAUAGGGUUACUGAAAAGUCCCCCCUCCCCAAAGACCUUCCUGGCCAGGAUGUGAAAAGAGCAAUUCUUGCUGGCUUGACCUGUGAAAGCCCCUCCAAACCAUGCAGAUGAACUGGAACCUGUUUUUGAUAUCACAAAAUGUAUUCCAUCCUGGCAGUCCUGACACCUAAGGAAUUCUUCCCUCUAUAGUCUCCUCCACCCAUCCCACAGUACCUCAACUCUGCUGCCCAUCCACACACUAGGCAUUUUUCUCUAGUUAUGAGUAGAUUCACAAUAAAACAUUUGCAUACAAAUUGACUCGAAGCACAGAUAUUUUUACGAAUGCGAUAAAAUAUUUUUUUAAGAAAAGGCUAGAGAAUGUCAGUCAAAUAAAACAUCAUGUGGAUGUUGGUUGGCAAACACUGGUAUAAGAAAUGGGAGCUCAGGAACUUUUAUUACUGUAUUUAUAAAUGUGUUUGAAAGAAUUUGUUAAUGCCACAGGUUUGUUUAUAAGAUGAUACAUUUGUUCCUUUUAAAGUAUUAAAUUACAAGAAGAGCUUAAAUGACAUUUGCCAGUAAUUGUACUUGAUGUGAUCAAUAUUGAUAUUACUGCUAAACUCUGUAACUUUAUGAUGCAUUUUUCAAUCCUUUUUCAGAGCAAAUGCUUUUGCAAUGGUAGCAAUGCUUAGUUUAAAUUGACUUAAUAAAUUAUUUCCUGAGCAACGGA
Molecule: messenger RNA, 12248 nt
Organism: Oryctolagus cuniculus (rabbit)
Lineage: Eukaryota; Metazoa; Chordata; Mammalia; Lagomorpha; Leporidae
Source: RefSeq, a predicted model, not a curated record